This is a messenger RNA of Spodoptera frugiperda (fall armyworm), 507 nucleotides long. Its product is annotated as putative nuclease HARBI1. Lineage: Eukaryota; Metazoa; Arthropoda; Insecta; Lepidoptera; Noctuidae. The record is from RefSeq and is a predicted model, not a curated record. Bases 1 to 507 code for a protein of 168 amino acids. The transcript has 3 exons.
AUGGUGAACUGCUUGAAGGCGCAGAUUAAUGAUGUACAUGUGGCUGAAGGUAUAGGUGGUGAUGAUAAUACCGAUGAUAAGGUAUGCGACAGUAAUUUAAAAAUUAUAAAUGUAAAUUCAAAGUUUGGAGGAGCCACCCAUGACUCAUUCAUAUGGGCAUCUAGCAGAAUGGAAACAUUUAUGCGAGAGUUGCACCAAAAUGAAGAACAAGUGUGGUUGUUAGGUGAUUCUGGAUAUCCACAGCAGCCAUGGCUGAUGACUCCAAUAUUAAAUGCAGUUCUUGGCUCUGUUGAAGAUACAUAUACUCAGCGACAUGUACAAGCAAGGGACUGUAUAGAACGCUGUUUUGGAUUGCUGAAGUCACUUUGGAGGUGUUUAUUAAGACACAGGACCUUGCAUUACCAUCCUAUGGUUGCUGGGAAAAUUGCCUGUUGGGGUUUACACAACAUGGCUUUAGAGGCUAAUUUAUCUCCUCCAUCUGUUAUGGAAGUAGAAGAUGAUGCUUAG